Heterocephalus glaber (naked mole-rat) is the source of this 2461-nucleotide messenger RNA. RefSeq names its product gap junction protein beta 6 (gene Gjb6). The record is from RefSeq and is a predicted model, not a curated record. Gene Ontology annotation, cellular component: connexin complex. Gene Ontology annotation, biological process: cell-cell signaling; gap junction-mediated intercellular transport. Gene Ontology annotation, molecular function: gap junction channel activity. Lineage: Eukaryota; Metazoa; Chordata; Mammalia; Rodentia; Bathyergidae.
ACGGUUAAGGUGGCGACAUUUACUAACAAAUCAAUUUUGUGGAAUAAGCACAUUACACACCCCUGGUCUGAUGCAGGACAGUCAGAACCUGUAAGGCUGCGUCCCUGAAUAGCUUCAACGCUGCCACCCUGGGCCCCUGAGCCCCGCUGCGCUCUGGCUCUGAGCUCUCCAAGCCUUCUCUGCAGGGACAAGAGGGGACCCAACGAGGGAUCUGCACCGCGCGCCUGCUCGCUUGCCGAAGGAGGCUUCAAAGGAUGGGGGCGGCUAAUAAAACACUCGCUGUGCCCGCUCUAAGUGGUCAUUAGUGAAUAAAGAACCUCCAAGCUGCGCUCUGGAGGGAGCGGAGUACUGGCACCCGCGGGCUGUGGAGGACUGGCGUGUCUGGGAAGGAGGAUGCGUCCAGGUGAAAUCACGGCCCGCCUGCCCCCAGCACUGCCCCUUAGGGACCGGGUCCUGGGGCCCAGCCACCGGCGCGGCCCACGGCCAGACCCGCACAGGCUCGCCACCUGCUUCCCCGACCCUGGACCACACCGUGGGGCCCGGCCCGCGCCCCCCGAGGGGGAGCCCCUCGCGCCCCUGCUCCAGGGAGGCCCCCGGGCCCCGGGGCGGCGCGAGUCUGAACCCGCGCUGUGCGGCGUCAGGGCAGAGGCGGGGAGGGCGCAGUUAAAAGGCGCUGCAGGUGGGAGCCGGGCCUGCACCCUGACUCCGACUCGCUCGCUCGGCCUGGGGAGCGGAGGGCGCCGCCCUGCGCCGGGAGACCCGUUCCCACCGUGCACGCAGGUGCCGGCACCGUGGGCACUUCCUGCUGCUGAAGGAGUCGCCCAAGGGUGCGGGGUCUCUCCCCGCCGCGGAGCCCGGCCGGGGUGACUGAAAUGCAGUUGAAUUUAAAUGUUUGGAAAGGACAGAAGUUUGCCUGAAUGAACAGACAGGACUCACAAAUUAUCCAGGGAUAAACCAGCACCAUGGAUUGGGGGACACUGCACACUGUCAUUGGGGGUGUGAACAAGCACUCCACCAGCAUCGGGAAGGUGUGGAUCACGGUCAUCUUUAUCUUCCGGGUCAUGAUUCUUGUGGUGGCUGCACACGAAGUGUGGGGUGAUGAGCAAGAGGACUUUGUCUGCAACACUCUGCAACCUGGCUGCAAGAACGUAUGCUAUGACCACUUUUUCCCAGUGUCCCACAUUCGGCUGUGGGCCCUGCAGCUCAUCUUCGUGUCCACUCCAGCACUGCUGGUGGCCAUGCAUGUGGCCUACUACAGACAUGAAACUGUCCGAAAGUUCAGGCAUGGAGAGAGGACGAAUGAAUUCAAAGACCUGGAAGACAUUAAAAGGCAGAAGGUGCGCAUCGAGGGAUCGCUGUGGUGGACAUAUACUAGCAGCAUCUUCUUCCGAAUUAUCUUUGAAGCGGGCUUCAUGUAUGUGUUUUACUUCCUGUACAAUGGGUACCACCUGCCCUGGGUCCUGAAAUGUGGGAUUGACCCCUGCCCCAAUCUUGUUGACUGCUUUAUUUCCAGGCCAACUGAGAAAACUGUGUUUACCGUUUUUAUGAUUUCUGCAUCUGUGAUUUGCAUGCUCCUCAAUGUGGCUGAGCUAUGUUACCUGCUGCUGAAAGUAUGCUUCCGGAGAUCCAAAAGAACCCAGACUCAAAGAAAUCACCCCAACCAUGCCCUAAAAGAGAGUACACAAAACGAAAUGAAUGAGUUGAUUUCAGAUAGGGGUCAAAAUGCCAUCACAGGUUUUCCAAGUUAAGUAUUUCAAGGUGAAAUGCCGCUGAAUCCUGAGAAAACAUUGGUCUUCCCUGGGAGGCAAUGCCAACCUGAAAAUUCCUCUUACAGGCUGAACGGCUUGUCUCUGUAAAUGACUUCUGUAAUAAAUACAUAGUUUGAGCUCACUCUCUGUGGAACACUUACAGCACUCACAUGCAACAUGGUCAGGUACCUGGUCCACCUCGGGAGACACGAUGCUUGCCAGCUACUGAUCCUUGAAGCCACUGAACCAGUUCAUACACGGACUGUCUGAGCUAAUGGUUAUGUCCUGAAAAUUUAUACAACCUGUUGUUGAUAAAAAGCACUUAUCUAAAAAUGGAUACUUUUAUUCCUCAAAGAUAUUUUUAUAGGAAUGAAUGUUUUAGUUCUGUCUUUGAAUUUAUGUAAAGUAUUUUUAUAAUGACCUCCCUAUUUGGAAAAAUAGAUGAUGUUAGUUUUAGAAGUUUACCACAAGCCUCUACAUUUUUAACUGACAAAGGGCCGACCUGGUAAAUAUUGUUUUGCAUUGUCUAUUGACAAAUUGAUGAACUGUCAUGACACUGUUAUGGUGGAAAAUGUUCAUUAUACAAUAUAUUUUUACUGUUUUCUGAAUGGAGAUAGUGCUGGGCGGAAGUGGGAAGUGGCUUUUAUAAACUAGCCUCUUUGCUAAUCAUUGUGAACAAUAGAAAUAUAAGUGUAGUCACCUCAAUAAAGCUG